CACAAUACCCUCGUCCCCAACAACCCCAACCCCAAUACCCCCAACCCCAAUAUCAGUAUCCAUCGGCGUUUCCACAAAAUGCCCCUCAAUAUGCCUACCCUACAGGCGGCGGACGAGGAGGCCAGCGAGGAGCGUGCUACACAUGUGGAGAGACGACACACUUCGCCAGGGAAUGCCCUCAAGGCCAGAACAAACGAGGAAGAGGUGGCUACAACAAGAGAGGAGGAGGUAGAGGCCAAAUAACUCUGAACCUACAGGUACCACAGCCGCAACAAACUCAGCAACCAGCGGGUCUGCCUCUGCUUCAGCCACCGAAUGCGACACAGAUGCCGGUCGCGACAUGGACCCUGGACCAGUGGGAUGGCGACCAAUGAGGAGGCCCAGAGGAUCCGACUGCAGGUGACAUCCAAGCCAGUAAAGUACCAAUGGUCACCUGCAUGAUUGAUGGAGAAAAAGUGGAGUUGAUGGUGGACACAGGUGCGGCAGUGUCAUGCCUGAACAAUCUAAAAGGGACAACCCCACUCUCUUCUAAAACCAUCAGAACAGUUGGAUACUCGGGACAAAGCGAAGAACAGCGGUACACCCAGCCACUAAUCACCACAGUCGGCUCACAAACACUGACACAUUCAUUUCUGCAUGCCCCCAAAUGCCCCAUGAACCUGAUGGGGAGAGACCUGCUGCUGAAAAUAGGAGUUACCAUCACCUGCUCCACAAAAGGAUUGGCGUUGUAUAUGCCAGGAGUAGAAACAUCAAAAACAAUCAGUGAUGGCCAGAGGAUACUGUUCAUGGGCACUAACACAAAGACACCAGUAGGAAUGACAGAAAUGACGCAAAUAUACUGGACAAGACUGUCUCCGCCAGGAGAAACGAAAGGAGCGCUCAAAACCUAUAUGGACUGGAAGGCAUGGAUCAAUGAACUACAUCCAUACGGACCGCCCCCGGACCCCCCACAUUGCACAUACAACUAUCUACGGGCACCAGACGAAGUAUAUCAGGAGGCGUGGCAGACACACAAAGAGGGAAAAACAGAGACAAUCAGAUCAAGAGACAUAUAUGUGGGAAAAGAAGGAGUCGCAGCAUAUUGUGAACUAACACCUGACCAGAUGGCAUGGUACACACUGACCACUGAAUCUGUGCCCCACAUCACCCUAUCAGUUGCAGCAGGAGGAGAAGCAAGGUGUCUCGGUCCAAUGGUGAAAAAAGCACUGACGAUGACAUGGCUGCCCACAACAGCACCAAAAUUGCAUGUGAACGCCGCAGGAGACAUGUGGAGAAUUUCUGACACACAAGACAACGAAGGAGAUAUGGAAGAAGUGGAGCUGGAAAGGGACCAUGGACGGGAACACACAAAUCACCCAAACACGGACCACUAUCUAAAAGAUGUCCCAGACAAGUUGUGGACAACAGGACCAUAUGAUGUAGGGAGGGUGACCAGCGAGAUUGGGAUGACACUGAAGAAUCCAUCUGACACACCAAUCUGGCGUCCCCAAUAUAAACUCAAAGAAGAACAGAUAGAAGGGAUUGGCGAGACCAUUGCCGGGUUGCUAGCAGCUGGAGUGAUACGGCCGUCAAACUCUCAAUGGAACACACCAAUACUGCCAGUACCAAAAGCAGGAGGAAAAGGAUGGAGAAUGGUGCAUGAUCUCCGCCCAAUCAACGAUGUAACAAACACGCGACUGUUGGUCGUACCAGAUCCCUAUGUCUCGCUCAUGAAUUUGUCGCCAGAACAAACCCACUUCUCAGUCAUAGAUCUGGCGAACGCUUUCUUCUGCAUCCCGCUGCGUCAAGAAGUACAGGACUGGUUUGCAUUCACAUACAAUGGACGGCGAUACACCUACAACCGCAUGCCACAAGGAUACAAGGACUCCCCGGGAAUCUUUAACUUAGUGCUGCGCGAUGACCUGUCAGACAUUACCCUGCCACAAGGGACAGUAAUUAUCCAAUAUGUGGAUGAUUUAUUACUAGCAGCGACCUCGGCUGAGCAGUGCCUCGAAGCAACCCGAACAUUGCUGACAGUGCUGGCGGAAAAAGGAUAUAAGGUGAAGAAAGAAAAAACUCAGAUUGCCAGACGAACAGUCACGUAUUUGGGCAGAUUGAUCUCAGCCAACAGCAUGACACUAACAGGCUCACAAAAGGAGUCCAUUUUGAACCAUGGGAAACCAACAAUUGUCAAACACAUGCUGGCAUUUCUGGGAUUGACCGGAUACAGCCGAAACCACAUCCCUGACUACGUGUCGCUAACCCAACCACUAAGGGACAUACUCAACACCGCCGGAAUCAGGGAACACCAACAAGUACUCGUCUGGACACCAGAGGCCGAGCAAGCAUUUAUCCGCACCAAACAAGCACUGGGACAGGCCGAACACCUCUGUCCCCCGGACUACACAAAACCAUUUCAUCUGGAUGUUUCUGAAACAGGUGGUACUGUUACGGCAGUUCUGUUUCAGAGAAAGGAGGGAGAAAGAAGAGUACUUAUGUAUCACAGUUCAAAACUUAGUAAUGUAGAAAUGGGACAAACAGGGUGCGGCAGACACCUGACGGCUUUAGCCAAGGCCAUCGAAAAGACAGCACACAUUGUCAUGUGCCACCCGCUAAAAGUCAACACAACACAUGGGGUGGUGUCAUUUCUUACCUCAAGGGCUUUCACCAUCUCUGCAGUACGAAAAGCAAAAAUAUGUGGGACAUUGACAAAACCACACAUUUUCUAUGAGACUGGAAACAUCAACAUGGCCCCUGAGUUGGAUCCUGCUGAACUCAUACCACACAACUGUGAAUAUGUAUCUCAGAAGGAUCUGAAGAUAAGACCCGAUCUUACCACCACACCACUAAAAGACCCGGACAGCACACUGUUUAGCGACGGAUGUUGCUACAAGGGAAACACUGGAAAUGUGGCCUCCUAUGCAGUUGUUCAGCAGGAAGGAACUGGCAAAUGGAACAAUCACACUACCUGGGAAGCAGAAAUCAUUCCACAACCAGCAUCGGCACAGUUAGCAGAAAUCCACGGGCUCACAAGGGCUUUGGAAUUAAGCCAAGGGAAAGCCGUAAACAUCUACACCGACUCAGCCUAUGCACAUGGAGCAGUGCAUGUAGACGGGCCACAGUGGAAAAGGAGAGGAUUUCUUACGACCAAUGGAACCGCCGUCAGACACUCCACGACUCUUAAGAGACUGCUCGAGGCAGUACUGCUGCCCACUAGGGUAGCCAUAAUGAAAUGUCCAGGACACCAAAAAAGCAAUAAUCAUGUUGCCCAAGGAAAUGAUGCGGCCGACAGAGCAGCCAAAAUGGCAGGAGGAUACACCAAGCAAUUGAUGUGUCUGGCCGAGCCAAUCAGACCAGCCCUGACCACACAAGACCUAGUGGAGAUACAAAAGGAAGCAGGAGUGUACGAACAGAGCCAGUGGAUACACAAAGGAGCUACAGAAAAAGAUGGACUGUGGAGAGCACACGACGGACAAUUAGUAGCACCGGCAAAAUUAGUGACAAUACUGACAGCGCAAGCGCAUGGACCAGCCCAUGAAAGCAGAAGACGAACCACAAAAACCAUAGAGACAGACUGGUGGCAUCCGUACAUGAAGGAGUUGGUCGAGAACUAUGUACGCGAAUGCGACACAUGCCUGGCAUUUAAUGACAAGAAAACCUUCACCUGCCCAAUGGGGAGAUUCCCGGUUCCGGAGGCCCCGUUUAAAGAAAUAUGCAUAGACUACACGGACAUGGGGGCAGAAAACAUAGUACGAGGUUUCAGAUACAUGCUGGUGAUGGUGGACAGAUUCACAAAGUGGGUGGAGGCAAUACCCACAAGACGAGAAGACGCGAAUUCCGUGAUCAAAUGGUUAAAAAACGAACUCAUACCCAGAUAUGGGGUCCCAGCAAGAAUCCGAUCAGACAACGGCAGCCAUUUCACAAGCCAACACCUGGCAAAAGUGGAGCAACAGUUGGGAAUAACACACAGCUUUGGGGCAGUAUACCAUCCGGCAUCACAAGGAAUAGUAGAAAGGGUGAACGGAACAUUGAAACGGAAGACUGCUAAGAUCUGCUAUGGCACCAAGAUGUCAUGGGUGGAUGCCCUACCACUAGCCCUAAUGUCAAUGAGAAGUUCCCAAUCCGAAAAGACACACUUGUCCCCACAUGAAUUGCUGACUGGGAGACCCAUGCCAGGACCGCCUAGGGAUGGGGGCAGGGGCCCAAUUCUAGACUUAUGGAAGAUAGAGGCUUCUGAGUAUAUGAAAGCACUGACGGACCUUACCAACGUUUUGUCCACACAGGUGCGGCAGGCCGAGCAGGAAGCAGACGAGCAUCAGGACACAGCAGUAGGGCCUGGAGACUGGGUGAGAGUUAAAGUACACAAACGAAAGUGGACUGAACCUCGGUGGACAGGUCCGUGGCAGGUAACAGAACGUGCCUCCCACGCUUUGAAAGUCAGAGGAAAAAACGGAGAUCAUUGGCAUCACCUCACACACUGUGCAUCGGCGGAGGCCCCCUCCCGCACUCUGGGGGAAGUUAGAAAGGAUCUGUGUUGCCUUGAAGACAAACCCACCGACAAACCUGAAGUUUAA
This is a messenger RNA of Hypomesus transpacificus, 4553 nucleotides long. RefSeq lists its product as uncharacterized. Gene Ontology annotation, molecular function: aspartic-type endopeptidase activity; RNA-DNA hybrid ribonuclease activity; nucleic acid binding. NCBI's taxonomy places the organism in Eukaryota, Metazoa, Chordata, Actinopteri, Osmeriformes, Osmeridae. The transcript has 2 exons. Gene Ontology annotation, biological process: DNA integration; proteolysis. The record is from RefSeq and is a predicted model, not a curated record. The coding region runs from base 426 to 4553 and encodes 1375 amino acids.